UUUUGAAAAAAAAAAAAAAAGUAUUUUUGGAUGUUUUUGCCCCCUCUAAAAUUAAAUGAAUAAUAAAAUAAUAAAGCAUAUAAAAUGAUGAAAGAAAUGAAAAAAAAAAAAAAAUCCAAAUAAAUUCCUGCACCCUCCAUUGGCUGCUCAGAUGUCGCUUAAAUCCCCAAAUCCCGCCCCCACCCUCCUCUUCCUCCUCCUCCUCCUCCUCCUCCUCUUCUUCCUCCUCUGCCGGCUGGUGGAAGCGUCAGACCUCCUCCUCCUCUCCUCUCCUCCCUCCAUCCCGCGGACCGAGUGUAUACAGCCUCUCAAGUUGAACCCAGACGCUCACAUGCACAGCAAGAGGAGGACAGUCUGCGGAGAGACAGACACAGAGAGGAAGAAGAGGGAGAGCGGACGGAGCUGCUGCAGCUGAGCAAUCUGGAUUUUAUUUCACAUAUCAUGCGCCUGAAGUGACAGAGUUUUCUUUGCUUUUUUUGCUGUUUCAAACCAACCUAUUGAAUGGACUUUUUAAAUCAUCGGAGGAGUUCUUGGUCCACUCUUUCUGCUGGUCUGGUUAAACUUUGGAAGACAGAAAAGUGAGAUAAAGGUUGCGAGACAUUGAGGUGUACCGUUUGGAUAAAUAACGCAGAGGAGCGCACCGGUGGAAGAAGCUUCUCCACGGGGUGAAAACAGCUUCAUUCCUCGGCUCUGACUUUUUUUUUGCGGGGAGGAUUUAAAAAAAAAAGAAGCACCGGAAUUUCCCAUCGCAGGUUUUUUUUUUUUUUUAUGACUGACUCCAGAAGGAUUUACUCCAAACCUCAUCUGCGCGCUGACUUUUAGGUCAAGCACAUGCAGCUGGAGCGCAAUUUGGUCAAAUUGAGAUUAUUAUUAAUGGCACCGAUGCGGUAGUGAUCUGUCUGGAGGGGAGAAAGAAAUACUAAAUAAAAAAAAAAGACCCCCUUUUUGUCCGUCUUGUGAACAGUUCCGGAGGUUUUUUACUGAGAGAAAGGAUGGAGACGGUCCGGAGAAGAGGAAGAGGAGACGCGCUGGGAUGUCGCCUCUGGAAGUCGGUGCUUCUUCUGCUCCUGUGGGAAGUGUCCGACAGCCAAACAGGAGCAGCAGGACUUGGACCAGGAGGAGGGUCGGACUCCUCCCAGCCCCGUUUCUCCUCCUCCCUCCCCACCUACCUCCCCGUCCAGUGCCAGCUGAGUGGCGCAGACUCCGCCUUCUUCUUGCGGGAAGCCAAUCAGGAGGUCAUGCGGAACGGCAGCCUGUCGUCGCGUACCGAGCCCUUCUUCCUCCACCAGCUGGAACCAGCCGUCGUCGCCCCGCAAUCCCUGCCGAGCGUCAACUGCAGCUACGGAAACCAGAGCAUUGAGCAGCCCAUCCCAGUGGAGCUGCUGCAGGGUCCUCCACCGCGUCUGCUGAUGACAACCAACCAGGUCACUCUGAACUGGAAGGUCAAAGGUCAAGUGGUGGUGCCCAAAGUGGGGUCAACACGGCCCUGGAUACAGGUACUGUUCUACCUGGUGGGGCGGCGUUGGGAUGAACCGGACACACCUCCCCCAGCCCUCCUCCCGUGUGUCAGAGCCGUGGCCGUCCGUGACACCAGCGAAGCGGCACCCUCGGCGGGCUGCCGACUCGUGGGACCAUCUGGCAUCUGCGUUGUCCGCCUGGAGAUUCCCCCAGCUUGGUUUACACCACCGCAAGUGAGAAAGAGACCUCCUGAAGUGACUCUGCCGUCAGUGGAUGUGUAUUACUCAAUCAUACCAGUGGAAGGGGCUGGUCAAGAGUGUCCCUCCAUUGUUAACGAGCCAUGGAGAGGUCAGAGUGCCAACGUCGGGCCUCUAGGAGGCCUGGGAUUGGGCCCCGGGGGACAGUGGAGCCCCCUAGGGGAUGGAGGUCUUCAAGACAUGCUGAAAGCUGGUUCUGUGGUCAUGACCAUGGGCCCGGUUUCUGCCAAAGGAGACAAACUGAGACUGGAUGACAAUGUGGAGGUUCUGGUGCCACCCAGCCCGGUUCGGCUCGGCAAGACGGUGGCGUUUGGCGUCUACAUGAAGACGGGUUCGAACACGGAACAUUUCACAUUGAGGGUGUGGUUCCAGUCAGGCAUUAACUUCCUGGCUGUGAAACCCAGCAACCUCGUCGCGUGGGAGAUCAAACAGGAAAUGGCGCCGGGAAGCAGUUCGUUGGCGGUGAUGUGUCAGAGACGGGUCUCCUCCACGCCAGAGAGAUUGGAAAGUCCAUCAUAUGAGGUGAUGCAGCUGGACUUUGAGGUGGAUAACGUGAUCAACCUGGUGCCAACCCAGACUCUACACUGGAACGUCGAGUACCCGGCCGGCAUGCAGGCGGCUUCCAGGCAAACGGAGAAAGUCUCGCACCUCUACAUCAGCAACGCAGACAUACAGGGAAUCGUACCGCUGGCUGAGGACACGGAGGUGGUGAACACAGCCAUUCUUACAGGUCGGCGCGUCGCAGUGCCCAUCAAACUGGUUACCGUGGAAACCGACGGGCAGGUGAGGGAGGUGGACGACUCGGUCACCUGCAGCUCGACAGACGUGGACGUGGUCAAGGUUUCCCCAAACUGUGACCAGGUUCUAGUGAACGGGAAGGAAAUGCGCGGUCGGCAGUCGUUGGCGGUCAACUUCACCUACCUGCACCUGUCUACCCAGCUGCAGCUCACCGUCUGGGUGCCCAAGCUACCACUGCAGAUAGACGUGUCCGAUACUGAGCUGAGCCAGGUUAAAGGCUGGAGGGUACCCAUCAUCACUAACAAGAGACCUACCAGAGACAGUGAAGAUGAUGAGGAUGAUGAGAGGAAGGGCAAAGGCUGCACCCUGCAGUACCAGUAUGCCUUGGUGCGAGUCCUCACUCAUUUUGUCGCCGAACCCUCUGACCCUGGAGGGGAGAUGGUCUACAUGUUGGGUGCAGACUGGCAAGCUGAUAUCACUCAUUUGGUCUUGGACCAGCUAAAGGUAGAAGAUCCUCGCAUCGCCAGACUGAUAGACGGACGGAUCUUGAUCGGGCGGGACCUGGGGAUUACCACUAUACAGGUUCUGUCCCCGCUGUCUGACUCUAUCCUGGCAGAGAAGACUGUGACUGUGUUGGACGACAAGGUCACCAUCACUGACCUGGGAGUCCAGCUGGUUGCAUCUCUGUCCCUCAGUAUGACAGCGAGUCCUGGAAAUUACCAGGCUAUACAGCUAACGACCACAGCUACAGACCUGCUACACACACCUAAACAGGAGGCGGCGAUCAGUGCCUGGAUCCAAUACAGUGACGGUUCAGUGACACCACUUGAUGUCUAUGAUCCGAAGGACUUCCUCCUCUCGGCUGUGUCAUUAGAUGAGAGCGUCAUCUCCAUAACCAAUCAGGAGCAACACUGGCCUAUCGUAGUGGCCGAGGGCGACGGACAGGGAGCACUGGUUCGCGUGGAGAUGGUCAUCUCUGAGACCUGCCAGAAAUCCAAAAGGAAGAGUGUGCUGGCAUCUGGAGUUGGCAAUGUGAUAGUGAAGUUUGGAGCAAAGAGUGAAGGAAGAGGUGGACAAGACGACGGAGGAGGGACGGACAACAGCACCGGCGGGCACCAAACAAAGGAUGGAGGAGAGUGGAAGUCCAACAGUGCAGCAGUGGAUCGAGAGGAAGGAGCCAUGAGGAAGGUGAGCACAACGACCAAGAGCACAGUAACCCAUCGUGCUUCAGGUGGUAAAGCUGCCAGUGGAGGCAGCAGCAGCAGCCGUGGCGGAGGCCCCAGCCAAGCAGGGGACUACAGCAGCUACCCAGCACAGGUGGAGGUGCCGGGCACCGGGGACAGCGAGCUGACGCAGACCACGAGAGGACUGUCGGACCUGGAGAUCGGAAUGUAUGCCCUUUUGGGUGUAUUCUGUCUGGCAAUACUGGUCUUCCUCAUCAACUGUGUCAGCUUUGCUUUCAGAUACCGUCACAAGCAGGUCCCCGUGCUGGAAGCAGGAGGCAACAUGAACCACGCCCAUGACUGGGUGUGGCUUGGCAACGAGGCCGACCUCUUAGCUGACCACUCUGACCAAUGCCAGGGCGGGCUGCCGGAUGAGUGCACCACCAUCAUCGACCGGAACGAAGGAGGAUACGAGGAGAACAAGUACCUGCUGAACGGGGCUGGAAACACAUUAGUGAUGGGCACAGGCAUGGGCACCAUUAGUGGGAGCGGUGGCCCAGGUGGGCACCGGGGCGUCACACACGGACAGACCUUGCCCAGAUCUGUUCCAGAACCCCAUCAGUGCCUUUCAGCAAUCACUACUGGUGGCAAAAACGCCACUGGCCAAGCGGAGCAUCUGAAUAAUUCCCCACGAGCCACGGCUGCAGCUGCGGUUGCAGCCGCCAAACGCAAACGCGUCCAGUUCACGUCUUUUGCCACCGUUCUGCCCAAUGAUAAUUCGGGUGGGGGUGGCCCGUACGCCAACUCGUCAGUCCUGGUGACCAAUGGGAGCGAGGAUGACAUAAAGUGGGUGUGCCAGGAUAUGGACCUGGGUCAGUCUGAAAUCAGAACCUACAUGGAGAGGCUACAAGACAAUCUGUGACUGAGAAACGGAGGGGCAGAGGAUGAGUGCAGGAGGGGGAGGAUGGACAAUGAGUACAAUUCACCUGUAAUGCCUUUGCAAUGGAUGAAGGGAGGGAGAACUGGAGGAAUAUGAGAACAGUGAAGGGAACACGAGGAGUUUAGAAGAUUAUUGAACAGACCGUGUCGAGGAUGCUUACGUUUAGCUCCUCUUAGGCUAUGAAAAAUACUGUCAUCACUAGCUCACACUCAAAGCAAUGGUAGCAAACAAUAAAUAACAUUAUGAGUUUGUUUUAUAUUAUUAAUUGUGAAAAUAUUAGUGUAAAAAUCAAGUCACUAUUGGUUAUGAAUGUUUAUUUUCAGAAUACCAGUAAACCAUUGUGCUAUACAGUAAAUUCAGGGUAUGUUAUUGGACAAACAUUAUCGAGCCACUAUACAUUUAAACGAGGACGGCAAGAACAUCAUUUCUGAAGUACUUUUUGACUCACAUGGUGUAUUGCCAGCAUUGGAUGUUGAUUGAUUAUUGAUAGAUCUAGUUUUAAUAUUUACCAGCCACGUCUACUGAAUGGUUACGUAAUGACUACUGAAGAAUAGGUGUGCAUCAACGUUUGUUUUCGUUUCACCAUGUGACCCAUUUGCUUUCGGCAUUGCUCAUAAGUGAAAUGUAACAUGUAAAAAUAUAUAUAUAUUCCAAGUACUCAACUAUAAAUUCUGGCACCAGUGGGAGCUGCCAUUCAGCACUGAAUACGGGCGAUCUUUGCUCUUUUCCUCAGACGACAGAAUGUGUCAAGAGUUGGGAAAUGAUAUGACAUACAAAAGACUGUUUCUCUCCUUGGAUCCAAGACAGAGGCAUUUAAACUUGCACAAUUACAAACAGGAACGGACACUAGCCAUAUUUGAGGCUUACUUCCUGUUUUGUGAAAACCUUCCAGCCGAUGACGGCUUUCUCCCUGUAUUCAGAACCAAUCGCAUCAUCCCCUGGCCCCUCUCCUUGUCUGUGAUUGGACAGCAGUAGAAAACUUUGUGAACUGAAGUGCACAGUGAAAUACUGUCUGUAAAGUAAAAAGGGGGACUGACUAAGGUGUCUCAUAUAAAAAAAGGAGGCUGCUUGGGCUUUGCAAAGCCUGACCGAACACUUAAUAAUGAGGAUUAUUUAAAAACCAUGUAGGCAACAAGACAGACCCGAGUACCUGCAGUGUUAUACAUGGAGCUAACAGGAUAUACUGAAUGACGUUACAAUACAAAUGAAAACGGAGCGACACUCUUGAAUAUCUCACGAAUAGACAUGGGUUCAUGAAACAUGUUUGUUUUGCUGAACAUAAUUCUGUAUAUUUUUCCCCCUUUUUCUUUGUCCUUUUUUGAUGAUUAGAUUGUUUUUAUUACGUUUUUCCUUGUUACAUUUUUAUUUCCUAAUUUGGGAUGAUAUUAAUUGUAGCUUUUAUUUUUCAAGGAUUUAUUAAGAUUUUAAGGAUAUAGGUGUACGAUUCUUUUUUUUCUCCUAGAGAUCUAUUUAUUUAAAUUAACAUUUGAGAGGGUGAGGGCGGAAAGAAAGGCCAAGAUUGAAAACCCGCUGGUGAAUGAUAGCACAUACGAGAAGAAACGUGAAAGGACGGAGACUGAACAGGCAGAGGUUGCCUCACCUUCGUUAAGCUCAGGUGACGAGUCAUGAAGAACUGACGAUAAAAAAAGGAGAACUGUAAGAUUGUUAAGAUUGCAAUAUUUAUUUAUAAAUGUGUUACUGUUUCAGAGUACACUGUAUGUUGUAGAUAAAUAAACAUGCUUCAAAGUGCUUGUGAAUAAGAUUGCAGGUCACUAGCCAACGA
Sebastes umbrosus (honeycomb rockfish) is the source of this 6339-nucleotide messenger RNA. RefSeq names its product transmembrane protein 132C. The record is from RefSeq and is a predicted model, not a curated record. The transcript is spliced from 16 exons. The coding region runs from base 993 to 4538 and encodes 1181 amino acids. NCBI's taxonomy places the organism in Eukaryota, Metazoa, Chordata, Actinopteri, Perciformes, Sebastidae.